AGCUGCACGAGCUGCGCGCUGCAUGUGUAUGUGUGUGUGCGAAAAUAUUAAUUGAUACCUUAACGAUGCGAUGCAGUGCCGUGUGAAAUACUUCGGAACUGUUUGUUUUUAAAUUUCAACAAUUCAAGAUUUAAGACAGCACCUGUCUGUUCGGCAUAACGUGCUCUCCGCUGCUCGAGCCCAAAAAAGAAAAGAACCGUGCGACGGAGGUGAACAGCGACGUGCAGCACACACACUAAAGCAAACAUACACCACACACACACACUCAGAGAGACCGACAGCGUAAAGGCAUACGGAAAAACGCACACACCCAUACAAAUGCCAUAAAUUGAAGUGUAUUUGUAAAUUAUUGUAUUGUUGGAAAGAAAGCAAGCAAGCACACGCAUACGGCGAAAAAUACGCAAAGAAUCUUUACAUUUUGCCAAAGUUUCGGUUCGCUACGCUACGCUCUGUUACAUCGCCGAUUCGAUUGCUAAUAUUCCGAAUAUCCAGCGUGCGUGCGUGAGAUCAACCUUGCCGCCCGCCCACAAAAAUAUCCUCCGCCCAGCGCCACCCACUCUUCUCGUUUUAGUUUUUUUUUUUGUUUUUUGUAUUCGAAUACGGCAAAAUCGGAAAGCGAGCGGCCCGCAAAUAUAUAUAUUUAUUUAUAUUUAUUGACAGCGAGCAGCGAACAAGCAAGUACUGAUAUUCAGUGAGGAAAUUUGAAGCCAGAAAAAAACAGAAAAGCUAAAAAAGCGGAAAAGCCGCAUAGCGGCAGCAGUUGUCCAAGUAAAAAAGCACAUCCAGUGAGUCCCGAUCCUACAGAGAAAUCCAUACCAUACCAUACCAUCAGUACCGAUCCUUCGCGGAGGAGCCGCCCCAAUUCAGCACCAUUCAAGUGCCGACUAAAAUGGAAAUUGAAACAGAUCAGUCUAUUGAAGCAAUGGACACCCAGGACACCCAAGAGGUCGAGAUCCUCACCAGUGACCUCCAGCAGCAGCAACAACAACAACAGACUCCGCAACAGCAGCAGAAUUCGCCGCCUCAAUUGCCCAAAUUCAAAAAUCUUAUCCAGCCACAAUUGCACGCCGUUGGCGCUGUAACCCAGUUGCCCAGCGAGAACGGCAAUGUGCCGCCACAGCAACUAUUGGCGGAUAGCAGCUCCACUUCGUUCGGCGACGCCGAGGCCAUGGGCAUUGACGAUGAGUCCAAGGAGGAUCAGUUCCGCUCGGAGACCACAUUCUCCUUUACCGUCGAGAAUGUGGUUCAAUUGAAAUCGCAGAGACUGUCGCCGCCAGUGUAUGUCCGCAUGUUGCCAUGGAGAAUUAUGGUCAUACCCAAUGAUCGUGCGCUGGGCUUCUUCCUGCAGUGCAAUGGUGAGAAUGAUUCGCCCACCUGGUCAUGCAAUGCCAUUGCCGAGCUGCGUUUGAAGUGCCACAAGCCGGAUGCACAGCCAUUCAGCCGUGCUCGUAUUAAGCAUUUGUUCUACUCCAAGGAGAACGACUAUGGCUACUCGAACUUCAUCACUUGGCAGGAGCUGCAGGAUUCCGACAAAAGCUAUGUGCACAACAACAGCAUCACCCUGGAGGUGCACGUAAUUGCGGAUGCACCGCAUGGCGUUUUGUGGGACUCGAAGAAGCACACAGGCUAUGUGGGCCUCAAAAAUCAGGGCGCCACCUGCUAUAUGAACUCGCUGCUGCAGACAUUGUACUUCACCAAUUCCCUAAGACUGUCUGUGUAUCGCAUACCCACAGAGGCUGACGAUAGCACCAAAUCAGUUGGACUAUCGCUGCAGCGUGUGUUCCAUGAACUGCAGUUUGGUGACCGUCCCGUGGGCACCAAGAAGCUAACCAAGUCCUUUGGCUGGGAGACGCUCGAUUCGUUCAUGCAGCACGAUGUCCAGGAGUUCCUUCGCGUGCUGCUCGACAAGCUCGAGUCAAAGAUGAAGGGCACCACACUGGAGGGCACCAUACCGGGUCUGUUCGAGGGCAAAAUGUCUUCGUACAUUAAAUGCAAGAACGUUGACUACAACAGCACACGCUACGAGACGUUCUACGACAUCCAGCUGAACAUCAAGGAUAAGAAGAACAUCUACGAGUCCUUCCAGGAUUACGUAGCCCCCGAGACGCUGGAGGGUGACAACAAAUACGAUGCUGGUGUGCAUGGCUUGCAGGAAGCCAGCAAGGGCGUCAUCUUCACUUCAUUCCCACCCGUUUUGCAUCUGCACCUGAUGCGCUUCCAAUACGAUCCCGUCACGGACAGCUCGAUUAAGUACAACGAUCGCUUUGAGUUCUACGAACAGAUCAAUCUCGAUCGCUACCUGGCCGAGGGCGAGAAGACCUCGGCGGAUUACGUUCUGCACGCCGUGCUGGUGCACUCUGGCGAUAACCAUGGCGGGCACUAUGUGGUCUUCAUUAAUCCAAAGGCUGACGGACGUUGGUUUAAGUUCGACGACGAUGUGGUCUCCAGUUGCCGCAAGCAGGAGGCGAUCGAACAGAACUACGGCGGUAUGGACGACGAGAUCUCGUUCCAUGCCAAGUGCAGCAAUGCCUAUAUGCUGGUCUACAUCCGCCAAUCGGAGUUGGAGCGCGUCCUCGGCGACAUACCAGAGAACGAGAUCUCAAGCGACCUGGUGGAGCGCCUCGACCUGGAGAAGCGCAUCGAAAUGGCGCGACGCAAGGAGCGCAGCGAGGCCAACCUUUAUGUGUCCGUGCACGUGAUCCUCGAGGAGUACUUCGAGGACCAGCACAAGCGUCGUCUCUUCGAUCUGGAGAAAGCCCAUCCGCGCAUCUUCCGCAUCAAGCAAAAUCAGACUGUCGACGAGCUGGUGGACAUGUUUGUCAAGGGUUUCGGAGUGUCGCGCGAACGCAUGCGAAUGUGGAACAUGUGCACCGCACAGACGCAAAAGUUUUUGCAUUUUGAUUUCGUGGCGGAGGCGUCACGCGCCAUCGAGCAGAUACCGACGUCACAGAAACCGUGGGUCAUCUGGCUGGAGCUAGCCUGGCCGGAUGUUUCUGGCCCCCUGCCGUCCUUUAAUCCCAAGACCGAAGUCCUGCUGUUCCUCAAGUACUAUGAUGCGCGUAACAAGCGCCUGAACUACAUUGGAUGUACCCAGCAGCCGCACACCCGCCGCCUCAUUGAUCUGGUGCCGGAGGUUAAUCGGAAACUGGGCUUCGAAGCGGACACCGAGCUGACCAUCUUCGAUGAUUACGCCGACAAGAAGCUGGUCAAUCUGAACGAGCCCAUUGAGAGUGUGCUGUUCAUACCGCAGGACCACCUGCAAGGCCACAUCCUAAUCUUCGAACGUGAAAACGUCGACGCCAAACUCGACCUGCCAACGGUGCAGGACUACUUCCUUGAUCUCGUCUAUCGCAUGGAGAUCAUCUUCAGCGACAAAUGUAACCCCAAUGAGCCGGACUUUACGCUGGAACUGUCCAGUCGCUACAACUACGAUCAACUCACCAAUGCGGUGGCCGAGCGCUUGAAUACCGAUCCACAGAAGCUGCAGUUCUUUAUGUGCAUCAACAACUACAAGGAAACGGCGGGCAAUGCAGUGCCCUACACAUUUAAGGGCACCAUCAAAGAUCUGGUGUCCUACACCAAACAGAGCACGCCCAAGCGUAUCUUCUACCAGCGCCUGUCGCUCAGCAUCCAUGAGCUGGACAACAAGAAGCAGUUCAAAUGCGUCUGGGUGAGCAGCGACCUCAAGGACGAGAAGGAACUGGUGCUGUACCCCAACAAGAACGAUACGGUGAAGGGACUGCUGGAGGAGGCGGCCAAGAAAAUCACAUUUGCGGAGAACAGUCGUCGCAAGUUGCGCCUGAUGAAAGUUAGCAAUCAUAAAAUCGUGGCGAUAUGCAAGGAUGAUAUACCGCUGGAUACGCUGCUAAAGACCAACGAGUCCAUCACGACCACACAGGGCGCUCAAAAGACUUAUCGCAUCGAGGAGGUGCCGGCGGAGGAGAUGCAGCUGGCGGAGAACGAGUUCCUCAUCCCAGUGGCCCACUUCAGCAAGGAGCUGUACAACUCGUUCGGCGUACCCUUCCUAGCCAAGGCGCGCCACGGCGAGCCGUAUGGUGCGCUAAAGCAGCGCAUUCAGCGGCGUCUGAAUGUGCCGGACAAGGAGUGGGAAAACUACAAAUUCUCCGUGAUCUCCAUGGGCCACAAUUCGGAUGUGAACGACAAUACGCCCGUCGACCUGGAGGUGUACCGCUCGUGGACCAGCGGCCAGUUGCCCUUCUUUGGUUUGGAUCACAUCAACAAGUCGCGCAAGCGCAGCUCGCUUAACUUUUCCGAGAAGGCCAUCAAGAUCUACAACUAGGGCGUUUCUUGGAGCGGGGACACAAACAGAACAUAGCUGGCUUUUUAAGCUGUACACUGGAUGAAGUAGGCGGAGCAAGUUUUGCGGAUUAACGGAUUCAUGUUGGAUGUGUAUUGGAUUGCGGGCAAGGGACGGCUGCACUUGUUGCUUGGCUAAUAAUGUCUAUUGUUCUUUAAAAUUCCAAACAAUGAGCCUGUUUCUUGGAACCAAUUCAUACACACCACACCAUACACACACACAUGCACACACACACACACAAACAAAGAAACACACGCGCGGAACUUACCCCUUUUAUUUUUAUACAUAUAUAUUGUUUGUAAACUAACAGCUAAGUAAUUUUUAGUUAUUUAUUAGUCCCGAUGGCCGCCGAUGGCAACGAUUGCAGAGCCACUGGCCACUGGCCACGCCACUCCACGCACACUUGCUCCCUCCUUUCGCCUUCUUCCUGCCUGUUUACUCUCGUUACCACGUUACCAAGUUACCAUUUCCGUUUCCGCCGAACAAUCCUGACCAGAGUAUCAGCUUUCGCAUCGAGUCCAGUCUCCACAAUUCUACUGACUUAUUGCUUGGACUAAAGUAACUUCAAUUUAGGCUUAGGCAUUAACGUGUGUGUGCGCGUUUGUGUGUGUGUGUGUAUGUGUGUGCGUGGGUGUACUUUCUAUGCUAUAAUAUUCUUAAUCGAUAAUUGUUUAAUCGCAGGCAGAAGUGAACUCGAAACGGAUCGAAUCGGUUACUUUUGUCUAAUUGUAAAUAAGCGUUCGUUGCAAGUUGCCCAUUAAAAAGUAUAAACAAACCAAUAGAGGAAACAAACAAAAGCAAACACACAUAUGUAACAAAGAGAGGAGGCGAAGGAGGAGAGAAGAGAUGAGGGAAAGGAAAGGAAAGGAAAAGGAAGAGAAGAGAAGAAAAGGAAAGGAAAAACCUUAAACUAAUAGAAGGCAUAGGAAGAACCUAAACUAAAUAAAAGCAACCAGCAAGAGAAACAGAUAUAAAUAUAUAUAUAUAUAAAUACGCGAGAGAGGAAGAGCUGUAAACAAUUAAAGGCAACUAUGUAACAAGUAUAACUUUAAACGAAACAAACGAUUAACAAAACAAAACAAAAGAAAAAGAGUCAUCAAGUUGCACCAAACAAGACGAGAACGAGGACGAUGACGAUGAAAAUGGAGGCGGUGGAUAUGAUAAGAUAUAUUCAUUCGGUCAGCAAAUCGAAAGAGAGAGACAGCGUGUGUGGGAGAUGAAAAAUAUAAGAUUUGUUUCAAACAAUUAUUUGUGAUUUUUAAACAUGAAAUGAUAAAAAAUGUAUGCAAAGGACUAGACAACAUAAUAUUAAUUAAUAAAUUACUAUAAUACACA
Messenger RNA from Drosophila teissieri, 5653 nucleotides. It is a transcript of the gene Usp7, whose product is annotated as ubiquitin carboxyl-terminal hydrolase 7. NCBI's taxonomy places the organism in Eukaryota, Metazoa, Arthropoda, Insecta, Diptera, Drosophilidae. The transcript has 4 exons. The record is from RefSeq and is a predicted model, not a curated record. Gene Ontology annotation, biological process: regulation of protein stability; protein deubiquitination. Gene Ontology annotation, molecular function: cysteine-type deubiquitinase activity; protein binding; cysteine-type endopeptidase activity. Bases 890 to 4300 code for a protein of 1136 amino acids. Gene Ontology annotation, cellular component: nucleus; cytosol.